AUGAGACGCGGUGACUCGGAUAAUACGUCUCACGGCGUGGGGCCACCGGGGGACAUCGUGGUGGAGAGGCCAGUCGUUGGGCGCGCACAUAUCGGGGAUCUCGACAAGACCGCCACCGCCUUUAUCGCACCGCCUCCAUGGCGAAAAUCCCCGAGUCUCCCUGUAACCAAGGGAUCGCGCUUCUAUGUGACGGGGGAUCAGGUUAUCCUCCGCAGCCAAGCUAUUGCGACAAACACUAUCGCCGCUGCGCUCAUCGUCCCCCAUGGGUCUGACUCGUCCAUCCUAGCAGCCUUUAUCACCACCGGCGUCGACAAUCAGCACUAUCCAGGUGCGCAAUUAUCCCCCUGUACGGUAACCGGUGAGAAAAACCGGCGCCUGUUCCGCCAGAUUGGCUCCCGCUGGACGGUAGAGCAACUCGCUGGGCUCCAGCCUUCCAGAGGGGACCGCCGUGCCCCUGCUACACCCACCGAGCAACGGCUGCAGAGAAUGUGGGUGGCUGUUCUACACGCUGAUCCGCAGACUAUUGCGGCUGAUGAUGACUUCCUGCGUCUUGGUAGUGACUCUAUCAGUGCGAUGCGCUUCAAGGGCCUGUCCUUUCGGACCUUGCUGCUAUGA
This is a messenger RNA of Aspergillus candidus, 615 nucleotides long. RefSeq lists its product as uncharacterized. The transcript is spliced from 3 exons. The record is from RefSeq and is a predicted model, not a curated record. Gene Ontology annotation, cellular component: cytoplasm. Bases 1 to 615 code for a protein of 204 amino acids. Gene Ontology annotation, biological process: amino acid activation for nonribosomal peptide biosynthetic process; secondary metabolite biosynthetic process. NCBI's taxonomy places the organism in Eukaryota, Fungi, Ascomycota, Eurotiomycetes, Eurotiales, Aspergillaceae. Gene Ontology annotation, molecular function: phosphopantetheine binding.